This is a messenger RNA of Sugiyamaella lignohabitans, 1611 nucleotides long. It is a transcript of the gene MTC6, whose product is annotated as Mtc6p. The record is from RefSeq and is a predicted model, not a curated record. The transcript has a single exon. Bases 1 to 1611 code for a protein of 536 amino acids. NCBI's taxonomy places the organism in Eukaryota, Fungi, Ascomycota, Dipodascomycetes, Dipodascales, Trichomonascaceae.
AUGAGCUCGUUCUCAUUAGACGCUUUUUGGAGUAAUACUAAUAGUCAAUGGCAGUUAUGUCCCCAGCCAUUUCCUCAAGGUGUAUCUACAAGCGGUCAAAUAUAUGCUUUAGAUGAUGGCAUAAAAUGUCAAGAUAAUGUAACUCUCGACUCGGUAUAUUCUGUCAUAGCUACUUAUAUUCAACAGACAGAAACGAGCGCUAUAGCCACCAAUUUACUAACGCUAAGGCUCAAUUUAAACCAGUUAAAUCAAAGUAUCGAUGUGGAAAAUAACGUCCGUGGAGAUUAUGUGUUAUCAACUAAUAUCUCAUCUAUUUUUGGGCCCAGAGUGUAUACACCACUUGACUUGGAGAAUGAUAGGAAAAACGGCGUAGUCAGUAAUAUUGACGAAGGUAAUAACUUUCCCCCACUACACUAUUUCCUUCUAUCCAUAAACAAACGAAUAUUGGUCCUGGCUGAUGAUAGUCAACUUAUACAGUCGAUUUCCACGGGCAUGUCUAGUACUUCUAGUUCAUCCAGUACUGCCACUAGCAUAUCUACUACUGGUAGUGGGAAACAUACAGGAACUAGUAGUAGCACCACCACUACCACAACUACUACUUCCACGCCGACUCCGUCAUUUUCACAGAAUAUUAAUGGCGAUUAUCAGGUGUUAUUCGUCAAUUCUAACAUCACAUUUCAAGAAGAGCAAUCACUGACUCUUACCAACGACCUGGUCAACACAUGCGCUAAUAAUGGCGACCAACCAUCUCAACAAGAUCUAAUUAACCAUAUAAACGAGACAUCGAUGAUCCCUUUUCGAGCAGUCUUUGACACACCCGACUUCCCCUUCACAGACGUGACCCUCGGCAUCAUUUCACAAUGUGGCUAUACACCCAUGCUAAACAGCAGCAGCAGCUUGACCGAUCCCAUGUCCAACUCAGCCCAGUUGACACCACAGAUUCUUGUAGACGUCGUAAACAAUUCAUUCUGGAGUUGGGCACCUGGAGAACCUAAUACCAACAAAACAAAUGCAUCAAAACCAAAAUCAAUUACCGACCCUGUGGCAUUACAAUGUGCUGUGAUCACCCCAGAAGGGUGGAAAGUAGCCAAUUGCUACGAGCCAUUCCCUGUAAUGUGCCGAGGGAAUGAUUCCAACUUCGACUGGAUUGCCACUGGCAACAAAUCGACCUAUUUCGACGCUCCUCAAAGCUGUCCAAAAGGCACCAACUUCUCUGUACCUAGAACUUCUUUAGAGAACCUGGCAGCGAGAUCUGUGCUACAGCAGGAAGUUCCUGCUCCAAAACCAAGCUCCGAUUCCUCAGACGAUUCGAACAGCAGUCCUGGAGGUAGUAUCAACGUGCCGGCCGCCUGGAUCGACUUCAACACUAUUGCCGUCGACGAAUGCUGGGUCACUGGCGGGCCCUUCUCAGCAUGCCCAUACUUACAGAUUCCCACCACCAACCGUAACGGUGUGGCACUUCUCUCCAUUGCAGCAGUCGUCGCUUUUGUGCUUCUGAUGGCCAUGAUCCUCCUAAACUUCCGCCGGAUCCCGCUCCGUCGCAACCAGGCCCGCUGGCGCCGGCUCAUCAAUAAGUUCGCCGAACAGGAGUACGAGGGUGUACCUCUAUAG